AUGAGUCAUGCUGUGGGGGGUGCUCCCGUGACCUACGUUGAGCCUCCGGUCGUACCCAAGGACGACUAUAUCUACCUCCAAAAAGAACUUGAACAACAAACAAAUAGCGAGGAACACAAAGCCGUUAGCGAAGAGGAGGACCAUUUAAUAGAGGACAAUUUAAACGGUGGAGAAGACUUCGCUGAAACCGAGAGUUUUGCAAGAAGUUCCUUCACUGAGGAGGCAGAACAUCCACCACCACCUACGGAAGAGCCCUACCUUCCACCAGCACCACCAGUAGAUUCGGAAAUUCCACAUCUGGAAUCGGACUUCGUCUUGGGAACCAGUCAAGAGCAAGUCGGGGAGGAACUGUUACCGGAAGUUCCUCCUCACGAGGACUCGGACACAAUCGAGUACUCCUUCCAGAACAGCCACUUUCAAGAAGACGAAGAAGAGGAGGUCCAGGCACCAGUUCCACGCCCACCCACACCGCCACCUCAAUUACUUCACGCUAACGAACAAGUGGAGCACACCGACCAUCUGUUUCACAGUCCAGUAAAGCACGUUGAAACUCCGUUAGAGGAAUCACCAGACAACGCGCGGAUGGAUCUUGUCGGUGGGACGGACCACUUUGCAGUGGAAAAGCAUGAAGCAACUCCUUUACAUUACGCAGCUGCCAGUGGCUCAGGAGAAGAUACAAUCGGAGAUUUUGAGCAGGAAGCCGCAUUGGAAACCAGUGAACACCCGUUUGAGGGGGAUGCCCAGAUUGCAAAGACUCACGACGUGACUGUUAACGAGUCGGUGGCGCAUCCCCUGCCUGUUCUUGAGGACUUCCCUCCGAUCGCCCAGAAAUCACAGCCGUCAUUCCAAGAUAUUAAGAAUGAUUUGGAGAACAAGCAGUAA
This is a messenger RNA of Mesocestoides corti, 882 nucleotides long. Lineage: Eukaryota; Metazoa; Platyhelminthes; Cestoda; Cyclophyllidea; Mesocestoididae. The record is from the annotation of a GenBank genome assembly.